Messenger RNA from Phytomonas sp. EM1, 974 nucleotides. Lineage: Eukaryota; Euglenozoa; Kinetoplastea; Trypanosomatida; Trypanosomatidae. The record is from the annotation of a GenBank genome assembly.
AUACCGUGCUACUAUUUUACCGAUAGUGCUGCUUCUACUUUCUUUUAGGAGGCCGUUCUUUUAAUAAUCUUUUGACUUUACACUUUCUAGCUAUCCACGUUCGGGGCUCUAUUUAUUCGUCACCAUGAGCGUAGUUAAUGAGGAUGAUGUAGUUGGCUAUUACAUGAACGCGACACUUGUCAAUGGCAGCAAGGUGAGCGGGACAGUCUUCACCUACCUCCCAAAGGAGGGUCUGCUCGUACUGCUGCAGAACGUUAAGGAACAACCUUCGAUGAAAAUGAUUCGGACCCCGUUCAUCAAGGAAUACACCAUCAAAUCAAGUGUUCCAAAGGAGCACAGUCUUCCACAUCAACUGGAGCCCUUUGAGCAGCUGCCGUCAAUGCAUGCGGGGCGUGAUAAGUCGAUUUUCAAGCACGCCAGCUCGCAGCUGAAGCAGGCGGAGGCGCAGCAGAUGAAGCACAUGGGGGGUAUGGAUCCUUCAACGCCGAUUGCUGCGUGUGAUGCCUUCGUUCGUGUGGCGCGUGUUUACCCUGAUAUUAGCUGGGAUAACGAAGAAAAGAUCAUCCGCGUAACGAGCGAAGUCGUAAUCGUCGGAGAGCCAAACUGGAUGACACCCAAACCAAUCCUAGUUGAUGGGGCACCGGAAAAGGAAAAACUGCUCGCCGAUCGUAUUCAGAAAUUGUUAAAUGGGGUAAAGAAAUAAUAAAUAAUAUGUAACAACUUGAGGGCGUGAUGCUUUAGAGGAAUGAAAAAAGAAUAGUGCGUUAAUUCCUUAGGUACGUAGAUUGAUCAAAAUGUUGGCAAGAUAUAUAUAUAUAUAUAUAUAUCUAUAAUAGAAGCAACGAUACGUUAGUGAGGCAUAGAAGCUUCGCUCUUAUUCUUGCCUCUCGCAAGUUGGAAAUGAAAAGAACUAUAAGGAAUAGAUGUUAAGUGGCAAUAAAUUCGAAGUUGACCUUGUCGUUUUCUCAUGCUUA